Ochlerotatus camptorhynchus is the source of this 735-nucleotide messenger RNA. RefSeq lists its product as uncharacterized. NCBI's taxonomy places the organism in Eukaryota, Metazoa, Arthropoda, Insecta, Diptera, Culicidae. The transcript has 2 exons. The record is from RefSeq and is a predicted model, not a curated record. The coding region runs from base 1 to 735 and encodes 244 amino acids.
AUGAUAGCAUCAAUUGAUUGUAUGGACUGGGCAUGGAAAAACUGUCCAGUUGCAUUACAUGGUCAAUAUAAAGGAAAAGAAGGCAAACCCACCAUCGUGCUAGAGGUUUGUGCUUCACAGGACACUUAUGUGUGGCAUUGUUUUUUUGGGUGCCCUGGAAGUUGCAAUGACAUCAACAUUCUUGAUCGUUCGCCGUUUAUCAACGAUAUUGUACAGCAUAACAUUCUUGGAGGACAAUGGAGCUUGGCUGGUAAGGAAUAUGUUAUGGGAUAUCUUCUAGCCGAUGGUAUUUACCCGGACUGGACGGUAUUCAUGAAAACCAUUUCACAACCGCAAACUUCUAAAGAGAAGCACUAUGCCAAGGUUCAGGAAAGUUUGCGGAAAGACGUGGAACGCUGCUUUGGGAUUCUUCAGGCUUGCUGGCAAAUUUUGGUGAAUCCAUGCCGGCUGUGGGAUGCGGAAAGCAUGAGUAAUGUGAUUACGACAUGCAUAAUACUGCAUAACAUGCGAAUUCGCGCCAGAAGCAGUCAUGCUGAACUGCAGAACGACUUCGAAAAUUUAUACACCCAAGAAUCGCUUCAGGAAACUGCUGGUUUCAGCCGAAUCCAAAGUGAAAGAAACUUUUCGAAAGCAUGCGAGGAUCGUAUGGGUAUACGAAAUGCGUUAAUUCACUACGAAAUGAGAAACGAUUUAAUAGAUCAUCUAUGGAUGACGCGGGGUGAUAAUGUUGAAUAA